Messenger RNA from Cuscuta campestris, 1671 nucleotides. Lineage: Eukaryota; Viridiplantae; Streptophyta; Magnoliopsida; Solanales; Convolvulaceae. The record is from the annotation of a GenBank genome assembly.
CCCGAAUUGCUUCAGAAGCUUGUCUAGGACGAAUUCAACCCUCUCUAUUGUCUCGUUCUUCUGCAUUUGGGUAUUUGACGCCUCGGACGAUUUUCAAUUCUGAAGAAUCCACCAUUUCCUAUUCACAUUGCUACUGCGAAAGAAACCCGCCGUUUUUGCAACUUCGAGCAAGAAUGGAGCAGCAGCACAGGAGCCAGCAUAAAGAUGUGCAAGAACGACGACAAGAUGAUCUUGAGGAAAUCCAACACGGCCCUUUCCCGGUGGAGCAACUCCAGGAAUCUGGAAUAGCAGCCCUUGACAUUAAGAAACUUAAGGAUUCUGGUCUAUAUACUGUGGAAUCAGUCAUGUACGAUCCUAGAAAGGAUCUUGUGCAAAUAAAGGGGAUCAGUGAAGCUAAAGUUGACAAAAUUAUAGAAGCAGGUUUAUCCUUUUCAGUUCUGACCAUAUCCUGCUUCACUCGCUGCUGCAACUAUGCAUAUCAGCAAACUAAUCUUACUAACACCAACCAACAGCUUCAAAAUUGGUGCCCUUGGGGUUCACUAGUGCAAGCCAACUCCAUGCGCAGAGGCUUGAAAUCAUUGAAAAAACAUCUGGAUCAAAAGAACUUGACAAGACGCCUUUUGGAUGUGAAUGAGAGAAUGACAUUCUUCUUGCUCCUCUAUUACGAUGAAUAUCACAAAAGCCAAUUCUCCUGCAUAUCACAAUGGCCAGUUCUCCUUAAGCUGUACGGUGAUUUCCUCUUGUCCAGCAUUCAUACCUUCCCGGUGAAAUAGGCAUAAUUUUUGCGUGUCCCCUAGCAAUGGAUUACAAUACUUGGGCGAUUCGAAUUGUUAGCAUAAUCAACCCCCGAUUUCCAGAUUCUUGGCGGUGCGUAUCAAAUGUGCAGAUUUCCCGGUAUGAUUGAUACGUUUUUUCUGAUUCCUCGUCUUGUAUUUAUGGAUCCUUCCCUUAAUAAUCCCCGGCCAAUUAUUUCAGUAUGCACGUUGGGCUAUUUAUAUUCGAUUUUGGAGAUGGAAUGAGGCACCAUCUCCAAGAUUCCUCCUAGGUAUAAUCUUAUGACUUCUUUGGCUUGUUCUUCUCUUUGUUGUUUGUUUCUAUUACUGAAAGAAGGGUCAUUUCUCACCUACAGGUAGGGCUGAUCCUGCAAUAGUUUGGAAAAUCAUUCUUCAGGUAAUUUAAAUUACACGUAUUCAAGUCAAAAAAUUUGAAGGGCCAAGUAGGAAGAGUAGCACACUGAACGGGUUGUGUGAAAAUAUUGUAUUGCCUGAGCGCAUUAUCAAUGUCGGCAAGGAUAGAGAAACAAAAGUUGAAGUGGCAAGCCGAAAACGGCUGACAUUUGAUGAGAGUGAUGCAGAGCAUGAAAAAGUUGUCCAUGUACCCCCUAGAGAAGAAACAUCUCUUCAGAACUCAGCCAAAAAACCAAAAAAGGACGGGUUGAAAUGGGCCACGCGGGAUUCAGAUUCCACUAGACGACCUCUAUUUCCCAUGCUAAACCCCACUAACAAUGGUAAAUGCACUGCUGCUGAUUCUUUUAAGCAUGGUGCUCCAAAUUUUGCCCUUCGGUAAUGUCGAACUUGGAGGAUUUUAUUUAAAAUGAAGUGAAGUAAAUUAUGUUUGAUAUUUUGUAAAGAAGCUGCUUGUGAUGCAAGUAAGUAUAAUUAAAAAUUACUA